UUUUCUGUCUUUUGUCCUUUAGGAAGCGUUAUUUAAUGAAAAGUUCAUGCUUGCAGAGUAAAAAUGGCGGGCUUCCUAGAUAACUUCCGAUGGCCCGAGUGUGAGUGCAUUGACUGGAGCGAGAGGAGAAACGCCGUGGCCUCUGUGGUCGCAGGCAUAUUGUUUUUUACAGGUUGGUGGAUAAUGAUCGAUGCUGCGGUGGUCUAUCCUAAGCCUGAGCAGUUGAACCACGCUUUUCACACAUGUGGUGUGUUUUCCACACUGGCUUUCUUCAUGAUAAAUGCCGUAUCCAAUGCGCAGGUGAGAGGUGACAGCUAUGAGAGCGGCUGUUUGGGCCGGACAGGUGCCCGCGUCUGGCUCUUCAUCGGCUUCAUGCUGAUGUUCGGCUCGCUCAUCGCCUCCAUGUGGAUCCUCUUCGGUGCAUACGUCACUCAGAAUAUUGAUGUUUAUCCUGGACUAGCUGUGUUCUUUCAAAAUGCUCUUAUAUUUUUUAGCACUCUGAUCUACAAAUUUGGAAGAACCGAAGAGCUCUGGACUUGAGAUCACCUCUCAGAUUGUACCCUCCUCUUGUUCUGUUCUGUUUUUAGAUAACUUUAUCUCUGGUAUAAUUUACACAUUGCCAAAUGGAACAGAUUGUACACCGAGUGUUUGAUUUCUUCACAGUUUUAUGCUCUGAGAUUAGAAUUGCUUUUGCAAAAUGUCUGUCUUAGUUUUUCAUUGGCGGACAAGUUAAUAUGUACAUAAUCCACGACCACACAAUACAUGAUGCUGGAUGUCAGGGUUUCAUUCCCGAGGCUCUCAGAUUAGUAUGUGCCCCAAGCCAGGGUUCUGUUGUCUUGGUGUUUAGAGAUACUCUGUCUUGGUGUUUAGAGAUACUCUGUCUUGGUGUUUAGAGAUACUCUGUCUUGGUGUCUGAUGUUGGACAGUGAACAGAAUGCACAGCUCUGCGGCUCUGCAGAGGCCUGAGCUGCCAGAGAAGGCGUGCAUAUCUGCCAGCUGUAAUUUAUUUUGGCUUGGAAAUGAGACUUUUUUUUAAAGGAAAAUGUUUGUGUGUAUGUAUGUAUUGGAGAACUGGACUUUUAUAUGAAGUUUUUUUAAAUGCCCAAAGGCCUAGUUUGAAGCCCCCUUUAAAAAGAAUUCUUCACCCGUGACUUUUAUUUGAGAAGGGAUAACACUCUCAGAAAAGCUCCCUUUGUUGGAGCUAAUGUAAAAGGACUGCAGGCGGCUGAGCAGUGUGCUCCCUGUCGUCUCCUACGGCUCAACACCAUCCAGCAUCACACUCUCAAGCAGUGACCCUGAGGCCGCAUAGUUCAGACACGUGUCACAAAAAGUGGAAUAAUUAGCUAAAGAUAGGCUUCUUCCUGAAGGGCAACAGCCAUUUGUUCUCCUAGCCCUUGACUCCCAUGCUCUAGCCUCAGGCGUCAGGUGACCAGAUGCUGCACAACGUAAGCGCGUGUACUGAAAGCCACACUCCACUCCGGAAGCCCCUCGCCAUUUUUGAGUGCUGUGUUUGUCCAUGUCUAUUCCUGCGGUCUUUCCUUUGUUGUGAAGAUUCUGUGUUGCACUUUUAACCCCAGAGGGAUUUUUAUAAAACCUUUUUCUGAAAACAAUAAUAUCGGUGGUAGCAUAUGCAACUUCCGAUGCAGGCCUUAUGUUCCUAGCUUGCCUCCCCGAGAGAGAGGCCUCACCAAGCACAGCGCGUGAAGCGGCUGCGGAUUGCUGUGCCUUCAUCUAGAUGCGUCUUGCUUCCUUACUCCCCUGUCAGUCCUUCAAAAUGCUGGCUUUGUCUGGCUUCCGGAGCACGGCAAAGCUAAUCACACAUUUCCAUUCUUAGAAUCUAAUGCAAUAAAUAUUUCUCAUACCUGCACUGUACAGCUAGGUGUGCUGGGGGAAAUGAUCCACUACUCAGCUCUCUGUUAUUCUCCAUUGUCCAAGUUAUUCCCAUUCAAGAAGCAUUCAUACGCAAGGAGACGACACAUGACUUCAGCACGCCAGUGUGGAGGUUUGUGAAGGGCAGCCAUGAGGACCGACUGACAAUGCUGCUGGCUUCUCUUCUGUUCAUGAAUUUUGUUUUAGUUGUGAGCAUUCUGUUGAUUUUCUCUGUUGUCUCAAUAAAUGAGAGACGCUGUUAGCGCCCUCCCACAGGUGUUGUGAGUCGGUGGAGCCUCGGUGAUCCUCUAAGUGCACAUGAUUCUCCUAAUAAAGGUCUCUUUUAUUUGUUACUCAA
This is a messenger RNA of Myodes glareolus (Bank vole), 2227 nucleotides long. NCBI's taxonomy places the organism in Eukaryota, Metazoa, Chordata, Mammalia, Rodentia, Cricetidae. The record is from RefSeq and is a predicted model, not a curated record.